GAAAGACCCCAGGAGGAGGGGGCCAGAAGGCUGCGUUGCAGUAUACGCCGGUGUAGGAGCUAGGAGGGUCCGCUGCGUGCCUCGUCAGCAGACCUCCAAACUACCCCUACAUGUAAGCAUCCGUAAACCCGUUCGCCCGCACAUAGGAGCACGAGCUGGCAGAGGAGGUGGCGGUGGUAAUGCGGGCGGCGCCUCCCGCACCUGCACCCCCCGCACGCGCACCUCCACCCUCACCCAUGCCGGGAACCGCUGCGGCGUCCUUCCAGCCUCUGCCGCCGCAGCUCGGCUGCCAAUACUCAGCUGCCAGCAACGUGAUUGCAUCGGCGUCGACGAUCGCUGUCGAGUGCCCCGGCGGUCUGGACGGCGACUGUGGGUACGUUGGCGGAUUCAGCAGCAGCGCUCGGAACGCCUUUGACCCACGGGUCACAGCCGCCGCCGGCGGCGGCGGUGCUGGCGCCGGCGGUCCCGGUGGUGGCUUGAGUGCCGCAUUGGCUGCGACAUACGGCAUGUCGUACGAUGACGGCGAUGGGGAGGAGUUGCCUCCGGGCAUGGUUCGGCGGGUGCUGCUGCGGGGGCUGCGCAUGCGUGUGGGUGUUGAUGUGGGGCGGUUGACGGAGAGUCUCUCCCCGGCGAGUUCAUGUGUGGUCUACAAAGGGAAGACCAUGAACCGGGCCGCCCGAAUUGCCAAGCUCGCCAGUCCCGGCCAGGUCCUCUGCAGCGCUCAGGCCUGGUACGCAGCCCGCGUCAGUCCCGACGUAGACGUCGCCGCCACCAUCACCGCCGCCAGCCUGGGCCGACACGUACUGCGGGGCGUCUCGGAGCCGCUGGAGGUCUUCAACUGCCGCCUCAAACAACCGCUUUCGGCGGACACAGCAGCGGCGGGAGCGGGGGCAGCAGCGCCAACGGUGGCGGCAGUGGCAACGGCGGUGGCAGCAGCGGCCGCGGGAGGAGGAGCUGCUGCAUGCGCAGCGGAGGUGGCAGCAGGGGAGGAUGUGGCGUCGUUUCCGGGUUCGCGUCGUACAAGUGCUUCGUACGUUCCCGGCGUGUCGACGGCGGCCUCUUGGCGGCGUUGGGAGCGGGAGCGGGAGCGGGAAGGACGGAAUGAGCCGGGGGAGAAUGCCGUACCGGUACCUGAGCGCCCGGUGUUGCUGAACGCUACUCCACAACGUUCCCAGCAGCCGCCAACGCAGCAGGAGAAAGGGCCGGCGGUGGCUCGUCCUCAGGAGCAGCCGCAGCCGCAGCAGGCGCGUAUGGUUGCGACUCCAACGGUAACCGUUACGAUGUUGCCGGAUGUACAAGGCAGCGGGAGUCCGACGGCGGUGCCGGCCAGUUUAGAUGCAGUCGCGGUCUCUGCGGAUGUCACCAUUGCCGCCGCUGCUGGCGGCGGCGGUGGUCGCGGCGGCGGUGGCGGCCUAAGUUGGCUGGGACGGAGGUUGAAAUGGCGCUCCCCCGCGCCUGCCGCCGCCGCUGAAGUGCCGCCCCGUACGCUAACGGCGCCGCAGGUAGGCAGCGGCUGGGGCGGAAUGGCGAAUGAAAGUACGGCAACCGGCGAUACCGUACAUAACAUGAGCACCGUUGUUGAAGAGACAGCUGACGUCAGUUACGGCAGUGUCGGCGAGGACAGCGACGGAGGCGACGGCACCGGCGACAGCGCCGACCGACGCUCGACCGCCGUCAGGGAUUCUGCCGCCGCCGCUGCGCCACACCUGGGAACCGCCUCCUCCGCCAGCAUGUUUGCGGCCGUACCGUCCAUCCUCAUGUCGACACAUGGCAGCAACAAAGCCCUGGGACCAGGUGCUACUACCAGUUUUGGAGGCGGCGGCAGUGGCGGCGGCGGCGGCGCCCCGUCUUUGAGCUUCUGCGGCACCUUCGACGGCCGCAGUACGGCUGACAGCCGCCGUAUCCGCGACCCAUCUCAGCCGGGCUCCGACGCAUUCCUCCCAGCGGCCGCCGUACACACCGUCGGCGGCAACGUCAACAGCGGCAGAAGCGCCCGUCGGGGUAGCAUCGCCGGAAGCGUUGGCGGCAUUCUGACCACCGACGGCAGCCCCAGCAAACGGCCUCCCAGUAGCGCCGGCGGUGGCGGUGGCGGUGGCGGAAGCAGCACUAACCGUGUUAACUUGGCCGCAUUCUGGUUUCCACGCCACAGCGGUCCCAACCUGCACCUCCGAGACGCCGCCGCCUCCGCCGCCAGCUCCUCCCGGGCCAUGCGGGCCGUCAGCUCCGCCUUCAGUGGCGACGGAGCCAACCGUAGCAGCCCCGCCAGCGGCGGCGGCGGCGGCGUCAGCGGCGGCUCCCAUCCGCUGGGCCCGCUGGGUCUUCGGGUGCGUACGGCAGGCGGCGUCGGUGUCAGCCGCGUCAGCAGCAGCGGCGUCGGCGGCUUCGGAAGGUACGGCACUGUGGGCUCGUUUGCCCUGCGCGAGAGCUUGUCGUCAGCGGCGGCGGCGCUGGGGGCAGGGCUCAUGGCCCUGGGCGGCGGCGGCGGUGGCGGCAGCCUGGCGGGCAGUCCGCAAGGGACGCCACAGCCGCCGCCGAUGUCCGAUGCGUUGCGCCGCUCGAGGCGGCGAUCUGUACUACACACGCGCGCCGCGGCGGCGGACCCGGCGUCAGUGAACCGGGCGCUGCUGAACUGUACGAGCAUGGGACGCAACGGCCGCAUGUCGAUGGGGUCCACGCGGGGUAGCGGGAGUCGCAGGCGCAUGAGCACCCCCCUGCUCGAGGUCGUCACACUGGGGCCGGACAAUGUCGCCUCCCCGGCACGCAGCACGCCGAGGGCUCGCCGCCUGCCCCUAGGCGGUCUGGGCGGCACAGGCGGCGCGGCCUCAGGUGUCUCCGGCAUCGCGAGCGGCGGCGGCUGGAGUGGGGUCGUGCGUACGACAGCCUCGGCCCGUCGUGCUAGCGGAGAAUCCUUGCCGUACUUGGACGUCUUUAACGACAUCAACGAAGAACACGGCACCAUGUUGGACGAGCUGUAUGAAGAUGAGGAAGAAAUGCUGGGAGAUGACGAGCAGUUGUACGACAAUAGCGGUAAUACGGUUGCCGUAUUACCGUACACGGGAAGUAGCAUCCCCGGGAUGCUGCUGGGGGGAUCUAUGCGGGGGUCUAUGCGUGGAUCCAUGCGGGGCACCGGGGGUGGUGGUGCUGUAGGUUGUCCUGGGGGAGGUGGGGGUACGGCAGCCGUGGCGGUGACGGUGCCCACAUUUGACGAUGACCUGCCUUGAACGGUUUGUGCGUUUCAUGCAAAGCACAUCAAUGAGGAGAAAGUGCUGUGGCAUGUAGCUUAAGAACGCGAGUAGGGUUCAUGCUGCAGAUGAGAGCUCGUGGGGUUAUGGAGAUCUUAGCCUGAAGUACGACAUGCACACUUCUUCGGUGUCGGAGCCCCGCCUGCCUUGUCACUCCCCGUGCUUUGCACUUUACGACACGCGAAUUUUGGUAUUGAUGCUCAGGUGGUCUUUAGUAAAACACGGACUCCGAGACGUCUGUUGAACGUACACGCAAGAAUAUAUGAGGUUACAGAAAACAUGGAAACCUGCUUGCGUGCUUUGAUGUAUUAUGUGAACUAUCUUGGACAUGCGCCUUUCCUUCUCGUCAGUCCCGGGCGCAGGCUGACUUUGGUGGGGGCUAAUAUUUAGUGGGAGGACGUAUAGGUUACUAUUGUGUUGUGCCCAAAAGACGAUGACUAAGCGAUGUGUUCAUGCGCGAACAAAUCACGGACGUCAAGUAUAACAAUGGUGACAUGUGAUUAGGGUCUUGUUCUGGGAAUCUGUCUUUCCCCCAUCAACUCGAUCAACCAAGCAACUUUGUGCUGCAACUUAAGCACAUACUAGUUCCUGACGCCUCUGCGCGUGUUUGCAACUUGGGAAUGCGUGCAGUACGGAAUGAGUUGAUACGGGUCUGUUCGGUGUCUUACACUUUACACAACCUCCCUAAACCUCCUGUUGCCUUCUGUCGGUUCCUCGCUACCAUAUGAAAUGGAAGGCGGUUGCUCCUUGACAAAACAUUAAUGGCGGGGGUAGAAUGUAGGAAUUGCGGGGGGCCACUGUUCCUGUCAGCUAGGGACAUGUGCGAUGGGGCAGGGGUGGUUGCGGAGGGUUUGGUUGAUGGUGUUGUGUGACCAGUUGUUGCCACAGGUUGCGGAUUUACCUCGGCUUUACCAAGGGGAAGGACGUACCUUUCCUAUGUUGUUCUAAGGAAUUAAAUGAAGCACUGGGAGGAGGGGUCUUUGGUGGCGGCAGGUAACUUUCCGCUUGGGGCGCUGGGAGGCACGACUCCUAUAAGCAUUGCAGGCCCUGAACGUGUAAUCUAAGAUCAGAGA
Molecule: messenger RNA, 4315 nt
Organism: Astrephomene gubernaculifera
Lineage: Eukaryota; Viridiplantae; Chlorophyta; Chlorophyceae; Chlamydomonadales; Astrephomenaceae
Source: the annotation of a GenBank genome assembly